UGUCCGCGGCGCGCUCGUUGUCGCUGGGAUAUCUGUGCGGGCGCGAGAGGCGCGGGGCUGUGACGCCGCUCGCUCUCCCGCUCCCGCCCGUUAACCGUCCGCGCCCCCGUCAUGUUCUCCUACGAGUACGUCACAGAGGAGCAGCUGGCCGGAUUCGACAAGUACAAGUAUAGCGCAGUGGACACCAAUCCGUUGUCUGUGUAUGUUAUGCACCCCUUUUGGAACUCUGUAGUAAAGAUUUUACCUACCUGGUUGGCACCAAAUCUGUUGACAUUCUCUGGUUUCGUGCUGCUUGUACUUAAUUUUUGUAUGCUGGCCUAUUUUGAUUAUGAUUUUUAUGCUUCAGGUGAAGGUUAUCAGCACGUUCCAAGUUGGGUGUGGGUUCUCGCUGGUUUCCUAAACUUCACAGCAUACACGCUAGAUGGAGUUGAUGGGAAGCAAGCUCGACGAACAAACUCCAGCACUCCCCUUGGAGAACUCUUUGACCACGGUUUGGACAGCUGGGCAUGCAUAUUUUUUGUGGUCACUGUUUACUCCAUCUUUGGACGUGGAGCGGCAGGUGUUAGUGUCUUCACGCUUUUCCUCAUAUUGUGGGUAGUAUUGUUUUCCUUCAUCCUAUCACACUGGGAGAAAUACAAUACUGGAAUUCUUUUCCUUCCUUGGGGAUAUGACCUGAGUCAAGUGACCAUUUCAAUUGUUUACAUUAUAACUUCAAUUGUUGGAGUCGAAGCUUGGUAUGGACCCAUCUUCCUCAAGUUCCAGUACAGAGACCUCUUCACUACCAUGAUUUUGAGUUGUGCCUUUAUCAUCACAUUUCCUGUGAGUUUGUACAAUGUUUUCAAGGCAUAUAGGUCUGGCACUCUGAAGCAGCAUUCUUUUUAUGAAGCUAUGCUUCCAUUCAUUUCGCCACUAAUGCUCUUUGGUCUCUGCAUGCUAUGGGUCUGUAUGUCACCAUAUGAUGUUAUAGAGAAACAUCCAAGAAUACUAUAUUUCUUGGUUGGGACAGCAUUUUCUAAUAUUACGUGCAAACUCAUAGUUUGCCAAAUGAGUAACACUCGCUGCCAGCCCCUCAGCUGCCUUCUCCUGCCUUUGGCUGUAGGUGUGAUCUUUGUGAUCUCUGGUGUUCUACAAGACAAAGAGUAUUAUCUUCUUAUCAUCUUGACCAUAGUAAUAACUGCUGCACACAUUCAUUAUGGAGUAUGUGUGGUAAAUCAGCUGAGCAAACAUUUUAACAUAUACGCCUUCUCCUUGAAGAAACCAAGUACAGAAUGACUAGAGGAGGAGCAGAAAAUAUGUUUACAGGCUUCUGAAGUAUUGUAAUGAAUGGUCAUUUCAGCAGCCUGUGAAUGCUUUAACCAUCACUGCAAACUGUCUACCAUCAUCACUAGAAAACAGAAGAAUCAGACUGUCCAUUUAUAAGUAUUAAAAUAUUGUUUUAUAAGUGAUUUGCUGUUAAUACAAGUGUAAUAGUUCAAUUAAGUAUUUAAAUAGACAUUGAAAAUGCACAAACAAAAAUUGUGUGCAACUGACUAGCACUGGAUUUUAUUUUUGUGAUGCUCACAUUAAAUGUGCUGUUGAAGUCUUUAAUAAAUAGAUGGUAGCAUGCAUCCAAGAAAAUAUGAAAAACUUCAACAGAUUUCUAUUUUAUAGAUUCAGUCUGGGUCAUGGGCAUUACGAUUAUGUUUUUGUAAAUUACUCAUUGGAAGAUCUGUAUACCUAUAUUUCCUUAAUACAUGUUCUCAAAGACCAUUCCAUUUUUGCUUAUAAUGCUCAUCAAUGUUUUUUUAAUUUAUAGCUGACGAGCAAAUCUGAUAAUGGAAAUUGAUGUUUUUUUUAAGAGUAUGAGAGGGUGGCAUAUUGGAAAUUGUCAAAAGCCAUAAUUAAAGCAUGUAUUUGAAGAUUUUUUGAAUGAGUAAAUUAUAAAAUUUACAAAGGGAAUUGAAUGAAAAUGUACAAUGUUUUGAACAUUGAUAGUUCUCAGAAACCAAUCAAAACCUUCUGUUUUCAUUUUUCAAAUAUUCAGCUUUGUGAUGGUGAAUGCAUGUUAAUUUUCUGCUUUAAUUUAGUUUAUUUCAUGGAUUGUGCUUGAAUGAAGAGUAUACUAAAAGCCUUGGAGCAAAGUAUACUUGGAAGGAAUAAGCAUGACUAACAGCAAUUGUUUGUAUAGAUGCAAAAACAAACUAUUUGUACCUAAACCGUGUUUAGGAAAGGCAAUGAAUACAUUGUGUGGAUUUUCACAUUUUAGUAAUUUCACUUCAGUGAGGGUUUGGUGGUAUUUAUGUCUAGAUGGUCCUGCUUGAUGGUGUAACAAUUUGGUAUGAUGGAUCCUUAAUGUGAGCACAACUUAGCAAACACCAUUUUACAUAGAGGUACUGUAUUUCUUACCGGUGACACCAUAAUAAAAUAUGUCAACAAUAUUCACCUUCAUGUUACAUCGGUGUAAUUUCUGUUAAAAAAAUGAAUGCCAAUGGAAUUGUCAGGUCGGUCAUUUACACACAUUUUUUUGUCCGAUUUAAAGCAAUUCAACUAAAAAAAAUAAUUUACCAGAAAGAUGAAACAAUAUUGAUAUCUUCCUCUGACAUAUUCCACUCUAUGGCUUUAAGAUUGCAGAGUGCAUCUUUCAUUUACAUUUAGAAAUUGUGUUGCACACUACAACCGUAUAAACGUUUCCAAAAAUAUACAAAAUAGACUUGUGCUGAUAUUAUUACAUGCCUUAAUUCUUUAGAUUAUUUAUCAACCUGUGGUACAAAAGUGAGAAAAUUUGUGUACUGUGGAAUAGUUGCACUUGUGUAUUGUCUUUGUAUAUUAUCGAGCUUUUCUUUCAGAAAAAUCAUGUUUUUUCAUUUAUUAUUUCAACUGUAAUUUGCACAUGCUUAUUUCCGACAUUAGGUGCCUGUGUUGUGACAUCAUUAGAACAGAGUUCAUAACAUUAAGCCUUGAUGCAGUUUGAUCACUGAAAAUGAAAUUAUCAUAAGUAAAUUUGUGUUCAGUAAGUCCAUCCAAAUUGUUGCCAAAAUCAUUUGGUUUUGGAACACCCUGGGUUAAUAAUUGGAGCUGUUUGGAGUACACGGGAAUAACUUGGCAGGUGAAAAAACAAUCCUAUAUUUAUUGAAUGUUUCAACAGUUAAUAUAAACACACUACAGCUUUUAUGUUUGAGCUUUCAGUCCAUGUUUUGGACUUUAUUCUCUUUUGCAUUUGUGGAAAAGUUUAUUGGAUCUUUGGACCGACUUCUUCAUUCAAACCAGGCCAGAAAGAGCAGUCUGGCUAGUCACAGUGUUCUGAUCUAGUUUCAAGUUAUGUUAGAAAUUAACGCAUGUGGAUGUGUAAUUACUAGGGACAUUAUUACACUUCAUUGAGUCCACUGAGAUUUAAUUGUUCCAUAAUUAGUAAUCCAUAAAGUAGCCAUGAACUUUAUCUUUGUGUUUCCUUUGUACCAUAGUAGACCUUUUGAUUCAUCAAGUUUAUGCUUAUUCUUGGCACAAAUGCAAGAUUCUCCCUAAUCUUGUUUUCCUGCGAUCAAUUUUCUCUCUUAUGCCCAUGAAUUCUUCGAUUUUCCUUUGGGUGUGGAGGAAACUUACAUUGUCUCAGUGUGUAUAAAUACCAGAAAGACAGCACACAAGGUCAGAGUGAAUUCCUGCUGCACCAUCUUUUGUUAAAUUGCUUCAGCAUUUAUAAAGGGCAUGCUUAUUUAUUUGAUGUGAUGUUGCUGCCUGCAGCCAUGUACAAUUAAUAAAGAAGCAAUGGGGAACCAAGUAAAAUUAAGUCCAAGAUGGUGGCUAUCAAGUCCAGUGAAUGGACUUGAUCAUCAGUGGCUAAAAAUCAUUUAGUUUUAAGGAUUCAUGUGUGAAUGGUUUUUGGAGUGGUGUAAAUGUUCUUAAAUCAUUUCUAGUCAGCUUUCAUUUUGUACAAUCAUCUGCAGUAUAUGGGUACCAUUCUUUCAUUAAACAAGAAAUUGAACUGUUGUCCUGUGUGCUGGAUAGAUUUAAUGAGUAAGGCAGCUGUUUAAGUAUUGAUUAUAAACAGUGCUCUAUAAUUCAGAAAUUCAAGUUAUUUGUUCUGAUGGGGAUGGGUCUUGUGCAUUCAAAAUCUCUGGGCUUCAGUAGCGGAGAAUGGUUUAAUACAGACGUUGGGCAGCUCUUGAUCCAUGAUUUUUCAAAGUUUUUACAUUAAAUUCUCAAAUUGUUAUUUGCAAAAGAACCCAAGUUAUCUUCCUGACCCACAUACUAAAAGUCCAUUGGAGAAAUAAAAUAGAUUUCAUUCCCCACAUUUAACAGGUGUGACAAGCUUUUCCUGUCACCCCCCCCUCCUCCCCCAAGGUUUUGUGCAUGAAAUUAUAUUUUCACCUCUGGACUAUUUCUUGUAGUACUAUAGGAUUCCUUGUGCCCGUUUAUUUCUGUUUUAGACAGUGCUCAAUAUAAACAAAGCAUCCAAAUGGACCUUUUCAAAAUUCCUUUAAAAGUAGUGGACGUCUUUGCUUCAAGCAAACUUUAUUAUGUGUAAAGGGCUAACAAUCAAACUUAUUUUUUAUAUUCUCAACAUAAUUAGUUUGAUUGUUGUUUAGCAUUGAGGUCUGUGAAUAUCUGUGUGAAUUGAAGUGACUGCUUAAAGAGUAGUAGUUUGUGUUCCAAAGGGGCUUCAUGGCUUUUUCUAUGUAACAAAAGUAUGAGAGGUAUAAUGCAAACAAUCUGAAAAAUUUCUUGAUGCACCAUGUAAUAUUAAAACUUUUCGAGCAGAAGAUUCCAGUGCAAUUUGUUUGGUUUCAUCUUUAGUGAUUUGAAAUGAAAUGUUUUUGACAACAUAGUAUUGAUUCCAGUAACUAUCUAAAUCUGACUUCUGACAUUCUGGAAGUUGAUUUCAUGAAUAAUAAAGCAUUUGGCUAUUCAAAUAAUAAUUUGGUUUUGUGGACUCUGAAUUCUAAAAUUUGAAAAUAAUCAAAGCAGUUAGAAGCCUGAUUACAUUUUGAAAUUUAGUGAAUGUUAAUCCUUUAUUUUAAUACAUUGCUGCAUUGUUCUAAUGUAUUAGUUAAACAGUUAUUUUUAUUGCACCGUUUCCCUUGGACUGAAAGUUAGCACUGUUAAUUUAUAACCUCGCCUCUCAGGUGCAUACAUUUUGUGGGUUUCUAGGGAGUUAAGAAAAAAAUUGACAUAUCAACAGUGCUGUCUCUAACAUGCUUUUUACGUACAUAAUCAUCAUUUUGGAUGCACCACGGGUAUCAUCAAAUCCCGGCAGACAAAUGAGUAAAUAUUGUUUUCAGUUGCCACUUGGUACCUUUAAAAUCUAGUGGUAGUUGUCUCCCGUCGCUUGCUUUAUAUCAAAGUUGCACUGUACAAAAAUGUUGAAUUUGCAAAAUAGUUUGCGGAAACUAAUAAAGUAAGCAAGUAUAAACUUCGGGAUCUGGCUGGUUUUGUCACAAAUGACCAGAAAUUAAUUAUUUCAAUGAGAUGCUAAUUGUU
Molecule: messenger RNA, 5454 nt
Organism: Amblyraja radiata (thorny skate)
Lineage: Eukaryota; Metazoa; Chordata; Chondrichthyes; Rajiformes; Rajidae
Gene: selenoi
Product: selenoprotein I
Exons: 10
Coding region: 112-1272 (386 amino acids)
Biological process (GO): phosphatidylethanolamine biosynthetic process
Cellular component (GO): endoplasmic reticulum membrane; Golgi apparatus
Molecular function (GO): ethanolaminephosphotransferase activity
Source: RefSeq, a predicted model, not a curated record